Molecule: messenger RNA, 1041 nt
Organism: Megalops cyprinoides (Indo-Pacific tarpon)
Lineage: Eukaryota; Metazoa; Chordata; Actinopteri; Elopiformes; Megalopidae
Product: trace amine-associated receptor 13c-like
Exons: 1
Coding region: 1-1041 (346 amino acids)
Biological process (GO): G protein-coupled receptor signaling pathway
Cellular component (GO): membrane
Molecular function (GO): trace-amine receptor activity
Source: RefSeq, a predicted model, not a curated record
AUGGAUAUUUCAGCGCACCGAGAAGACAGUGUACAGCAAUACUGUUAUCCAGCAGCUAAUGGAUCCUGCAUUAAAGGCCAUCAGACUGUGGCAGCCCAGGUCAUCCUGUACAUUUUCUUUGUGACAGGGAUGGUGAUUACGAUUCUGGGGAACUUGGUAGUCAUCAUCUCUAUCGCGCAUUUUAAACAGCUGCAUACACCAACAAACGUACUGGUGAUGUCUCUGGCGCUGGCGGACCUGCUGCUCGGGGUUACCGUGAUGCCUUUCAGCAUGGUCCGGUCCGUCGAGGGCUGCUGGUACUUUGGAGAUACUUUCUGUUUGCUGCACUCUAGCUUUGACAUGUUCCUCACCUCCGUCUCAAUUUUUCACCUGAUUUUCAUUGCCAUAGAUCGCUAUCAGGCGGUGUGCAAUCCUCUACGCUACACCACAGCAAUAACCAUCCCUAUUGCGUGGGUCAUGAGCGCUCUGAGCUGGGGUGUUGCAGCUGUAUACUCGUAUGGACUUCUUUAUUCAAAGGCCAACAUAAAAGGGCUAGAGGAAUACAUUGCUUCCAUAUACUGCUUGGGUAGUUGUGUUCUUUUGUUCAAUGCUUUGUGGGGGGCCCUGGAUACCCUGAUUGCAUUCUUGUUGCCCUGUUCCGUUAUGGUGGGUUUGUACGCUAAAAUAUUUUUGGUAGCCAGGGAGCAUGUGAGAAAGAUCGGAGACAUGAGUCAUAAAAAACAUCUGAAUGAGGAGAACAGGAGCAGACUCUCUCAGAGCUCUGAGCGGAAAGCGGCGAAAACACUGGGGAUUGUUGUGGGCGUCUUCAUUCUCUGCUGGAUGCCUUUCUUUAUCAACUCGUUAGUUGAUCCCUAUACUAAUUUUAGCACACCUGCCAUUGUCUUUGAUGUGCUUGUCUGGUUAGGUUACUUCAAUUCUACUUUAAAUCCUAUCAUCUAUGCCUUGUUUUAUCCUUGGUUCCAAAAAACACUGUCACUUAUUGUCACUUUAAAGAUAUUCAAUCCACAUUCCUCAAACAUUAAUUUAUUUUCUGAAAGAUGA